Coregonus sp. 'balchen' is the source of this 4347-nucleotide messenger RNA. NCBI's taxonomy places the organism in Eukaryota, Metazoa, Chordata, Actinopteri, Salmoniformes, Salmonidae. The record is from the annotation of a GenBank genome assembly.
CCUCUGUCUGUUCCUCCUGCCCCUCUGCGCCAUGUCGAUGCUCUCGGGGUGGGUAGAGUCUCCAGGCUAUCCCCGUGGUUACCCACCUGAUACUAGUAUGAACUGGAGCAGGUGUGCCCCUCCCGGCCACACCCUCGCCCUCAAGCUGACACACCUGGACAUGGAGGACAGUGACGGCUGCGAGAACGACGCCCUGGAGGUCAGUAUAAAGGGUUAAAGGCAAUUAUUUAUAUAUACACUAUAUGACUGAUAGGAGGUGCUGUUUUGAAGCCACUGCGCCUCCAUCUUGGCACUCCCCCACCAUUGUAAAAAUGAUUUUGGAAGCUAUAGAAAUGCAUUUAUUAAUUUCUACAUUUGGUUUUGCCAUGCUCAUUCUAUUGCAGACACCUUAAUGCAUACUGUUAAAGGAUAUUAUGUGAGCUAAACAUAAAAAUAUACAGUUUUCCUUGAAGGAUACUUAAAUACAUGUUAUUUUGUCCUUGAAACGUGUACUUGAAAUAGUGUAGAAUUUCAUUCAUUCAUAUGGAGGACUUCUUCUUCUGAGGAGUGCCACUAUGGCCGACUGGUAGCGUCAAUGCCUCUCAUUGGCCAAUACAUAGCAUCAACAAUCCAUUGGUUAAAGUCAGGUGUCACUGACUCAAGGAUGACACUUUUACUGUAAUGUAACAUACUUUGAGACAUAGCAAAAAGUAGUCUAUUAUUCCUAUUAUUGGGGUGGGAAUGGGAGGGAUAUUAGAUGUCACAAUUAGAAAUCCUAAGGUGUCCAUGUGUUGUUAAAGAUCUGAUAAAAUUAUCCCUUUGUUAGAUCUUUGCAGAUGGAAAGCAGAUAGCCAUUCAAUGUGGUGAAAUGUCGUUUGAGGACCUUGAUUCUACCGUCAAUCCCUCACUCCUCUCCUCCAUGGAGGGCUGCCUCUCUCUCUCGUUCCGCUCAGACUACUCCAACACUAAGAGGCACACUGGCUUCAGAGGGUUUUACACACUGCAAGGUGAGGAGGAGAAAGGGACCAUUGUUUCAUAGAGCAUUGAUGUAUUUCUCUUAGACUAUGAUGAAAUGAAAAACAUUUUUUUUGUUGUUGUUGUUGUUGUUGUUGUUGUUGCGUUACCUCAUGUGACCAUUGAUUGGUACCUUAGUCAGACCUAUGUUGUCUUUUUAACAGACUUUGAUGAGUGUGAGGACGACCCAGAUAACGGAUGUACCCAGUUCUGCCACAACUACAUCGGAGGCUACCUCUGCUCCUGUCGCCUUGGUUACCACCUGGACACAGACAGACACACCUGCACAGGUAUGGAGAAACAGAGAGAGAGAGAGAGAGAGAGAGAGAGGAGAGAGAGAGAGGAGAGAGAGAGAGAGAGAGAGAGAGAGAGAGAGAGAGAGAGAGAGAGAGAGAGAGAGAGAGAGAGAGACGGGAAGGGAAGGGAAUGGGAAAGAGGAAGUGAAAGACAGAAGGAACAGAGGAGAGAAGAAUGAAGUAUAAUGAUGAUGAUGCCAAUUGUAGUAAUAACAACAAAGACGUGAUGGCGUUACUACUUGUUGCUCGUACAGCUACCGACUUCAUGUUACAACACCAUCCCUCUAUGAUGGUAAUGAUGAUGACAAUGAGGGUUAUGUUAUUGAUCAUACGUCUCUACCGCAGUGAGUUGCACUGAGGACCUGUCCGGCUCACUGCGUGGCGUGAUAUCCAGUCCGCCUCGGCCCGGCCCGUACGCUGAGCAUGCCCACUGCUCCUACACCCUGUCAGUAGAGGACAACCUGGAGCUGCUCCUACGCUUCACUGGGGAGUUUGAUGUGGAGCAGGGGCCUGAUGGACAAUGUGUGGACACACUCAUGGUGAGUAGCUGUAGCCUAUAAAUAGGGUCCCGAGUUUUUCUUAGUCAGGUCAUGUGGUCAAGAAAAACUCAGCUGAUUCUCAUCAUUACUAUGUGUAAAUUCUGUGAAAUUCCUACUUUAUGCUUUGCACCCAUGAAGGUGACCAAUCCCUCUAACAAGAUUUGCACCUGACAUACGCUGUGAAAGUAACCAGGAAGUGACUACCCCCUCAGCCUUGUAGUUUUUCCAAUUUUUUCAAAGCGCAAAAAUAUAGCGCAAUGGUCUAGUGUAAAAACGUAAUAAAAGGCAUCUGGUAGCGGAAGUGGCCGUCACCUUCACAGCGAAUAGGAGGACAUUAAACCAAUCUACUACAUUUCAAGGUCACUGAAUAUGCUUCAACAACAAUGUCCCCCUCUCACCUUGUAGUCUUACAGUAUUCCUGAUACAGUACAUAUCAUAUUUUCCUGGUACAACAUUCUUCAUACAACAUAUUCUGUUGUUUUCAGGUUGAGACUUCCUCUGGGACUCGGGGGCCAUUCUGUGGCCGUGUGCCUCCCUCCUCCCCCCUCCGCACUGGGUCACACCGCGCCCGCAUUCUCUUCAACUCCGACGGACAGGGCUCCAACAACGGCUUCACUAUCCACUACAAAACCACAAGUAAGGGUUUCUAUAAGGUCAGGAAACUACUAAUUUCCUUGCACACGAUAACUGAAAAAUGACAACUUUUAUACAUAAAAAAAGCACAUUACUGAAUUAAAUAAUGUAAUAUAUAUAUAUACCAUUUAGCAAACGCUUUUAUCCUAAGUGACUUACAGUCAUGCAUUGGGCCCUAACCUGUGGAUUUCACAUGACUGGGAAUACAGAUAUGCAUCUGUUGGUCACAGAUACCAUAAGAAAAAUGGGCCUCACAAAGGGCCUCAGGGUCUCAUUGCGGUAUUUCUGUGCAUUCAAAUUGCCAUCGAUAAAAUGCAAUUGUUCAUUGUCCGUUGCUUAUGCCCGCCCAUACCAUAACCCCACUGCCACCAUGGGGCACUCUGUUCACAACAUUGACAUCAGCAAACCGCUCGCCCACAUGAUGCCAUACACGUGGUCUGCGGUUGUGAGGCCUGUUGGAUAUACUACCAAAUUCUCUAAAAUGACAUUGGAGGCGGCUUAUGGUAGAGAAAUUAAUGUUCCAUUCUCUGGCAACAGCUCUGGUGGACAUUCCUGCAGUCUGCAUGCCAAUUGCACACUCCCUCAAAACUUGAGACAUUUGUGGCAUUGUGUUGUGUAACAAAUCUGCACAUUUUAGAGUGGCCUUUUAUUGUCCCCAGCACAAGGUGCACCUGUGUAAUGAUCAUGCUGUUUAAUCAGCUUCUUGAUAUGCCACACCUGUCAGGUGGAUGGAUUAUUUUGGCAAAGGAGAAAUAAGCUUUUUUUGCAUAUGAAACAUUUCUGGGAUCUUUUAUUUCAGCUCAUGAAACAUGGGACCAACACGUUACAUGUUGUGUUUAUAUUUUUGUUCUGUAUACAAUGUUGUUGAUCCACCCUCAGUUUUCUCCUAUCACAGCCAUUCAACUCUGUAACUGUUUUAAGAUGGCUAUUGGCUUCAUGGUGAAAUCCCUGAGCGGUUUCCUUCCUCUCUGGCAACUGAGUUAGGAAGGAUGGCUGUAUCUUUGUAGUGACUGACCAAAGCCUAAUAACUUCACCAUGCUUAAAGGGAUAUGUCUACUUUUCAUGUCAACUUUUUAAAAAUUCAUAAAAUCUACCAAUCGGUGCCCUUCUUUGCGAGGCAUUGGAAAACCUCCCUGGUCAUUGUUGUUGAAUAUGUGCUUGAAAUUCACUACUCGAUUGAGGAACCUUAAUUGUAUGUGUGAGGGACAGAGAUUGGGUAGUCAUUAAAAAAUCAUGUUAACCACUAUUACUGCACACAAAGUGAGUCCAUGCAACUUCAUGUGUAUUUGUAAGCACAUUUUUACUCCUGAACUUAUUUCAGCUUUUCAUUAAAAACUUUUUUUUGUAUUUUCUAAAAACAACAUUCCACUUUGACAUUAUGGUGUGUAGAUUAGUGACACAAAAUCUCAAUUUAAUAAAUGUUUUAAUCAGGCUGUAACACAACAAAAUGUGGAAAAAGCAGUUGAAUACUUUCUGAAGGCACUGUAUAAUGGAUCAAAAUAAAGUGAUGACUUGUUUAAUUGCAGAAAAGACCUGCCGAGGGAUUGUGACCUCCAACUCUACCUUGGCCCCACAGCAACCUGAAUAUCACCAAGGUGACACAGUCACGGUGACCUGUGACCUAGGGAGUGUUCUGAACACAGUGAGUAGGCUACAGUACUGUAAGUUCACAAGAGGCAGUAAUAGGGUUCAGUUAGCUUUCAUAUUAAAACCAAGAGCUUGGUUUGGUACUGUAGAAAAACAUUUGGACAAUUUGAAUGUUCUCAAAAACAUGACAUAAUAGAUUGUACACUACCAGAUACAUGUGUUCUCUCUUCACAAAGGGCGACAAAGAGUAUGAGUCGACAUGCAAGAGGACAGGCGAGUGGAGUCCUGUACACCACUGU